AUGGAUGUUAAUGGGACUCCUGGGACUAUAGGGUGGCAGCUACUUUGUGGUGGGCGUGGUGGUGGUGAGGGCUUGGGGCACCUUCUUUGUGGUGGGCGUGGUGGGCAUGGUGGGCAUGGUCGGGGUGGUGGGGGUGGUGGGCGUGGUGGGCAUGGUGGGCAUGGUCGGGGUGGUGGGGGUGGCUUGGAGCAGCUACAUGAUGGUGGCCGUGGUGGUGGUGGUGAGGGCUUGAUGCAGCUACUUGGUGGUGACUGUCAUGAUGAGUUGGCAGGUGGUGGUGAUGAGGGCUUGGAGCAGCCGCAUGAUGAUGGUGGUGGUGGUGGUGGUGAGGGCUUGGAGCAGCUACAUGGUGGUGGCCAUGGCGGUGGUGGUGAGGGCUUGAUGCACCGUGACUGUCAUGAUGAGUUGGCGCAUGGUGGUGAUGGUGGUGGUGGCGGCGGUGAUGAUGAUGCGGGCCUGGAGCAGCUGCUUUGUGGUGGCUGUCGUGGUGAGUUGGUGUAG
Messenger RNA from Cucurbita pepo subsp. pepo (vegetable marrow), 501 nucleotides. The record is from RefSeq and is a predicted model, not a curated record. Lineage: Eukaryota; Viridiplantae; Streptophyta; Magnoliopsida; Cucurbitales; Cucurbitaceae.